GUUAAAGCGUGUCUAAUACAUUUUUUCACUAAGAAAAGCACCUGCACCUUCCUCCUCCUUUCCCUGGCAGUUCAUUGAUUCACUUGAGGAGUAAAUCAUGACGAUAAUCCUGUAGAGGUGGGAAGGUCGUUUUGGUUACUUGAAGAAGGAAUCUUUCAGAUUCUAUUGUUAUUCAAUAAACACAGGUUUUGUUGGCUUCCUCGUGAAUCAUGGUGAACGCGGCGAUUAUCGCCGAGCUUAACAAGAACACUGAAAACCGUGCUAAGUUAGUUGAAGAAAUUGUGAAGUUGAAAAGGAAGAUCUUCCCCAAACACGAAUCAUACACCGCACUCUUCCAAAACGAACUCAAAAGGAAGAACGCUGGACUUCUCUCCCUCCACGCUGAUGGCGAAGUUGCUGGCUAUGUCAUGUAUUCUUGGCCUUCUUCCCUCUACGCCUCCAUCACCAUGCUCGCAGGUGUAAGCUAAUUUGCACAAACAAUAGAACAUUCUCAACUACAUAUGGAAGUGGAAGUUGUAGACUGGAGACAAAAUUGCCAUGAGAGGCUAGAGAUCUUGAAGAAUAAACAGUUUCCCAUUUUUCAAGAUGUUUCAGCUUCACAAGAUGGAAUGACGUUGCAACAAAGGCUUCCCGAAGAAGUAAACAUUUUGAGCUUUGAGUUGUAUAAAGCUAUUGAAAAUGAAAAUGCCGACAUGUUUAUUGAUGAAUUGGAGAAAGUAUCUGCCAGAAAAAAGCUACCUCUGUCAGAUAUUUUUGAGCAAGUCACAUUGGCAGGUGAUUCCAUGCUUCAUGUGGCAUCAGAUAUGGGGAAAGGACGCAUUACAGAAUUGAUUUUACAUCACUUCCCUAAUCUUCUUAACAAGAGAAACAUUAGAGGCGACACUCCUCUUCAUGUUGCUGCUAGAUCUAACAAGAAUCUUCGUCUAGUCAAAGUGAUUCUCACCCAAUACGCAAAUGAUAAGUCUAGAUAUGAGUUGGAGGAUGAACUAACACGGUUAACGAAUGAAUAUGGCAACACUGCUUUGCACGAAGCGGUUUAUAGCAAGGAUCCUGCUGUUGUUACUGAACUUUUGAAUGCAGAUGGGGCUGUCAUCAAUCAUUCAAACAAGUCAGGCAGAUUGCCACUACACUUGGCAAUUGAGAUUGGAAAUGUAAAAAUCUGUCGCCUUCUAUUGAAAACUCCAUUCCCUGUGAAUGAUUCUUUUCAUCAAUGCCAUCCCCUUCACACCGUCAUAAUAAAAAGGAAUCUUGCUCUUAUAAGGAUAAUACUAGCAAACAGACCAGAGCUCAUAUCUUUAAGAGAUGAAGAUGGAGAGACUGCACUUCAUUUUGCUGCCUAUGUUGGUUUUGUUGAAUGUGCUCAAAUAUUGUUGAAAUCAUCUGCUUUAACCGGUAUGGAGCAAAACAAAAAAGGCAAUCUUCCUAUUCAUCUUGCUUGUGAAAAGGGCCGUGUUGAGGUGGUCAAAGAAUUGCUUCAACAAGAGUGGCCUAGCCCUAAAGUAUGUCUUAAUCAGAAGGGUCAAAACAUUUUGCACAUUGCAGCCAAGAAUGGAAAAGCUAAUUUGUUGAAGUACUUACUAAGAAACAAGAAGAUUGAACCGUUCACCAUAAAUGAGAAAGACAAGAACGGAAAUACCCCAUUACAUUUGGCUGCAAAAAAUUUAUUCCCCGAGGUUUUGUUCGUGAUGACCGGAGAUGAAAGAGUGAAGCUAAACUACGUCAACAAUGACGGUCUAACUGCCCUUGAUAUUGUCUGGUUUCAUCUCAGCCUAAGAGCAACACCAAGAGAGAAGCUCUCAUAUUGGACAUUAAGAAAAUCUGGAGCUUCGUGUUCAAUGAGAGCAUAUAAAUUGCAUCGGUCACGUUCAGAAUCACCCCAAAUAGGCAUAAAAUAUGACCAACAAACGGUCAACAUAUAUUUGAUUGUGAGUACACUAUUGGUCACAGUUACAUUUAGUGCAGCUUUUAGUGUUCCAGGUGGUGUUUAUAGUUCUGAUGACCCAAACCCACACAAUAGAGGAAUGGCAGUCCUGGCUAACAAAAAAUUGUUCAAGAUGUUCACGAUCUUCAACACCAUAGCUAUGUAUUGCUCCACAAUUGGAUCUAUGAUGUUUUUGUGGGAACGACUUGGGGAUGACCGUGUUGCACAGGUGGCUUUCGAUUAUGCAAUGCUUUUUAUGUGUUUCGGUGUCAUGUCAGUUGCUUUGGCAUUUGCAUUUGCUGUAUGUCUAACCGUCAGCAAUGACUCCUUUCUUGCAAUUGUUAUAACUGUCCUUGCCAUUUCCUUCAUUUCCAUUAUCAUCUCUAUGGGUGUUAUAGCAUUUUACCCAUAUAGAGUUCGCAACCCUCUUGUGCGUCGAGUUAACAGAUUCCUUAUUUGGUUUAGCUGUAAAUUUUGUCAAUACACUGAUAGACCUAAAAAGUUAGAUACUCGGGAAAGGAACAAGGAUGCAGAAAAGAACGAGUGAUUGGGAGAGCAAAGAAUGCAAGUUCCAUUGGACUAUGUGAUGGACUCAUCUAGAGGUUAAAUGUUUGCUUUGUUGCCUUGCAUGUUGUUAUUCUUAUCCAUGGAUUAUUAUUAUUAUUAUUAUUAUCGUUUAGACUCGCAUUGUUACACAAAUGGUAUUUUCCUUGUUGUAUGAAAGCCUUCUUU
This is a messenger RNA of Arachis duranensis, 2653 nucleotides long. Its product is annotated as protein ACCELERATED CELL DEATH 6. The transcript is spliced from 5 exons. Gene Ontology annotation, molecular function: protein phosphatase regulator activity; protein phosphatase 1 binding. Gene Ontology annotation, cellular component: plasma membrane; cytoplasm. Bases 501 to 2468 code for a protein of 655 amino acids. Lineage: Eukaryota; Viridiplantae; Streptophyta; Magnoliopsida; Fabales; Fabaceae. The record is from RefSeq and is a predicted model, not a curated record.